UUGAAGAGGAUAUUAAGGGUCUGUUACAUGCAAAGUAAAUGAAUGGAAGAAACAUCAUAGAGUUUGUUACAAAUAGGACAACCAAAUAAAUAAAUAAAUAAAUAAAUAAAUAAAUAAAAAAGAACAAGAAAAAAGAGACAAUUCCCAAAAAAAUAAUAUACUCCGUAUAUUCAAAUUUUUGUUUAUGUUUAUAAAUACGAAGUUUUGAAUUCAUGACAUAAAAUUUUAUGUCCAAAAACAGUACAACCACAAGCACUGAAAUGGCUUCCAUUCUCAAUUUUCUGUCUCUACUUUUGCUUAUCUCUUUUGUUCAUCAAGGAAUAAGCAAUUGGGAUGACUGCAACUAUUAUAAGAAUGUACAACUCAUGCAGGAAAGAACAGAUGAACAACCAAGAGGAUGGAAAGUAUCAAUCAUCAAUACUUGUAAAGAUUGUGUAUUCUUUGAUGUCCGAUUGAAUUGUACUGGAUUCGUGCCUUAUCGCCCAUUAGAUCCAAAAGUACUAACAAUCGUAAACAAUACAUGCUAUGUGAAUGAAGGCGGUAUAGGUUACAUACCCUAUAAUAGUAAUUACAGCUUCACUUAUCUUUCCUACAGUCCUACUGGUUAUGACUUUACUGUCCAUCAUGCUGCUAUAUCCUGUAACCUUCCGCCUGCUCCACCUCCGCCUCUUCUGGUUUGAUGCUUUAGCAAAAAAACAAGGGAUUGUGUAAUGAAAUAACGUGUGUUGCAGGGUCAAUAACAGUUUGUUUUGGAUUGAUAUUUGAGAGAUUAUGAAAAUAAUAAUCACUUCGUAUUAGAGAUUUUAAGAUAUAUAUAUUUGAUAUUAUUCUCUGUUAUAUAGUCGUUAAUAUAUAUCCCCAUGAUUUGAAGUAUUACAGAGUUACAACCCGAGUUAACUAAAUACAAAUUCUCAAAAUAUUACCAGCAAGGCUGUAUCAUUAUUUGCAACACCAGCGUCAACUGUUGUGGUGUGGCUGACAUAGGGGUUACCGGAUUAGGGGCUGAGAAUGAAUGUUCCACCCAUACAACUCAAGCGAGCCCCCAUAAUGUUCUCUUGCAACCUUGCCAGUUAUGAGUUUCCAUAAAACUGUAGCCCUCCAUAGUAUCCUUCAUUUAUCGAUGACAGAGUAUUGUACUACAUCAGAUACAAGACACACUUCACCUCCAAGGCCACUACAGCAGCAUUGUGGAUAACUGCUCAGAAUUCCCCAUGUUCAACUUAGUAUUUCUCAAACAUGCUCAAGAUCUCA
Molecule: messenger RNA, 1251 nt
Organism: Chenopodium quinoa (quinoa)
Lineage: Eukaryota; Viridiplantae; Streptophyta; Magnoliopsida; Caryophyllales; Amaranthaceae
Exons: 2
Coding region: 228-680 (150 amino acids)
Biological process (GO): cell fate determination
Source: RefSeq, a predicted model, not a curated record